AUGUGUGAUAUAAAUAAACAGCCAUGAAACUACAUCAUCUAGCAGUUCUGAGCGCGUGCGUGGCGCUGGCGGCCGCGCUGCGCGUGCGUCGUGAUGAUGAUGAUGAUGACUUAGACCUCACACCUACCGGCCAAACCAAGGCGUGCAAGACAAAAGACGGUAGAGACGGCUUGUGCGUUCAUGAGAGCAUGUGCACAGAAGAUCACGUGUUCCAACCAGGCGGUGUCAUUGAUGACAGUGAAAUUAGAAUUGGCAGUUGUCCGGGCAAGUGGGACUGGUGCUGCGUUUUCCCUAAUAUGACGACCCCGGAGCCAACGGCCACAGAUCGGAGCCAAACAGACACAGGGUGCAGAGCGGGAACGAAGGACUCGUGUCCAUGGUGCAUUGGGUUGUACCGAGAUGGAGGCAACCCUCGCACAAAAUCUCCCUCUGGCCUCUACUGUGGAGGUGCGGUCAUAGGAUCCAAGAUCGUGCUGACCUCUGCCUCCUGUGUGCUGGGUGGUAAGGGAUCCAAUAUGUGGGUGCAACUGCCAGGCUCAGACAAGCACUAUGCUAUUAAUAGCACUUCGAAGAAUACUCAAUUCAACUCAGGUACUCGAGAGCACGACACAGCGCUUCUACUGUUGGACGAAGAGGUUCCUUGGCCGGAGAAGCAAACUGGGGCCUGUCUGGGGCUCAAGACACCACUAGCAGGGGACUGCGUCGCUGUCGGCUUUGAUAAGAAAGACCGACUAGUGUUUACGCCUAUGACAGUUACGGUCGGCAGCUGUACCGAGCAGGGGUCCAGUUACGACGCUGCAUGCGGCCGAGCUAUAGGGACCUGCUCUGUAGCCUCAGGGUCCCCAGUCAUGUGCCCGUCAGACGGCGAAGGACUGAUCGUGGCCGGACUAGUUCGGCAGAACUGCAUAUCCAACGCAGCUGUUUUGGGUUCCCUGGUACCUUCGGCAGACUGGAUACGAGACGAGCUCACCAAGAAUGCUAUAGCUGCCAACCGGUACAGCAUCAUUCGAUAGGACGAUUGUGAGAAGAAUAUGGAUACCUAUGAUACUCAUUGUUGAAUGAUCUAAAGUAAAAUAAAUGCAGUUAACACAA
Messenger RNA from Cydia fagiglandana, 1092 nucleotides. RefSeq names its product ovochymase-2-like. The transcript has 9 exons. Bases 24 to 1013 code for a protein of 329 amino acids. Lineage: Eukaryota; Metazoa; Arthropoda; Insecta; Lepidoptera; Tortricidae. The record is from RefSeq and is a predicted model, not a curated record. Gene Ontology annotation, molecular function: serine-type endopeptidase activity. Gene Ontology annotation, biological process: proteolysis.